Pochonia chlamydosporia 170 is the source of this 1875-nucleotide messenger RNA. Its product is annotated as dimethylaniline monooxygenase. Gene Ontology annotation, molecular function: NADP binding; N,N-dimethylaniline monooxygenase activity; flavin adenine dinucleotide binding. Lineage: Eukaryota; Fungi; Ascomycota; Sordariomycetes; Hypocreales; Clavicipitaceae. The transcript is spliced from 5 exons. The record is from RefSeq and is a predicted model, not a curated record. The coding region runs from base 1 to 1875 and encodes 624 amino acids.
AUGAAGGUUGCCAUCGUUGGAGGUGGCCCUUCUGGUCUCGUUACUCUCAAGUAUCUCACGCAGGCUCACCGGUUUCUGGACUGUGAUGUCGUCGAGACCCGUCUGUUUGACUAUCAACCGCAAGUUGGGGGGACGUUUUCUGCCAGAGUGUACGAGGACGCCGAGCUGGUAUCUUCAAAACAACUCACCACCUUUUCUGACUUUCGGCGGCCAAAUGAGCCCGACUUUCUCAGUGCAACGAAUUAUGUCAAGUAUCUCAAAGACUACUGCACGCAUUUUAACCUGUGGCAGCAUAUCAACCUCAACACUCGAGUCAUAGAAGUCAGACGCCGCGGCAUCGGCCACACAGUUGUGUAUGAGACCAACAAAGGCGAGCAGUUCGAGUGGGAUUGUGAUGCCGUUGCAGUAUGUUCAGGCUUGCACGUUGAGCCCAAUAUUCCUGAUAUUGAGGGACUUGAAAACGUGCCUCAAGUCAUACAUUCCUCCGCCUUCAAAUCCCGAAAACAGUUUCGUUCAAGCAGGACUGUCAUGAUUGUUGGUUCUGGAGAGACGGGGGCAGACAUUUCCUACCUCGCCGUGACGACUCCGACCGUGGAGAGAGUCAUCCUUUGCCACAGAGACGGAGUCCAUUUUGCACCCAAGAGGAACCCGGGGCCUGUUAUAUUGCCAUAUCUCCGCAAACCGAAUCCCAACGAACCAGGGAUCCCUAUUGAUAUUAGUCGAGCAAACAUGUUUGACACUGCAUAUGUUCACAAAUCACUUCGCCAAAAUGAUACACUGCUUUGGGAGUACUACAAUUUGUACAUCAAAACCCUCCUCUUCAUAUCGUCGGGCACAACUAUUGGCAUGGAUCAGUGGAUCGGUGCCAUUAGCAAGGCGAGACACCAUCCGUCAAAGAUCUUCUUUAAUAAGUCACUGAAAGUGUGCCCCUAUAUCAGUGAGCCCUACAGACCCAAAAUCCCCGGCCCACGGCUCUGGCUCUAUUCACUUCGAUCAUUCUUUGUACAAACGCCGAUUCCCGACACACAUGGUCGGAGAGUUGAUCUUGCACCGUUUCCUCUGCGCUUCAGCAAAAGGGGAGUUGUCCAGUUUCGCGACAACGGGCGUCCAGAGUAUGAGCGCAUGAAAGAGCAGAAUAUCCGUCCCGAGACGGUUGUCCUGUGUACGGGAUAUAAGCAGAGCUUCCCCUUUCUUAAUCGCCGGACGAAUGUCACAGGCGCUCCAUAUGCCACACCAGAUUCUGCAAAUGUACGACAAAUAUGGAAAUGUGACGACCCAACUGUUGGGUUCAUAGGAUUCGUGCGUCCAUCUUUGGGCGCCAUCCCUCCCCUUUCCGAGAUGCAGACGCAGCUGUGGAUUGCAAAUCUCUUAUCACCGUCGAGCAUUCCGCGGCCACUGCUGCCUGAAGACGAGUAUCACUACAAGUUGCGGCCGCUACCUGGCGCUAGGAUCAACUAUGGAGUUGAUCACGAAACUUAUGCGUACCAGCUGGCACUAGAUCUGGACUCGGCGCCGGGCUUGUGGGACAUUCUUAGUCUUGUCUCUUGGAAGAGAGCAGUAGUAUCGUGGAAAUUGCUCAUUCUUUGGAUCUUUGGUGCCAACGUCAACGCCAAGUUUCGUCUCAAGGGACCCUGGAUGUGGGACGGUGCUCUUGAAGUGUUUACAUCGGAUGAGUUUUGGCAGACAAUUACACGGCGACCAAUUAUUUUUGGCCAUCUCGCUGUUUCUAUAAUCCCAAUGUCGAUAUUUGGGCCAAUAAACCUCUUGUUCUGGGUAUACUGGACCAUUGCGGCCGUCUUGGACUCCGGUUAUACGAGGUAUUUGAACUACGUGCAUUCUCACAGACCUCGCCUAGCAGAUAAAUGCACGGAUUAA